AUGUGGUCUUUCCUUGCCCUCGCAGUGCCCGUGUUGCUGGGUAGCUUGCAGGCUGUGACUGCCGUGCCAACCAUCUCGGCUGUCGGGUCCAAGUUCUUCUAUGAGAAUGGAACCCAGUACUACCUGAAGGGUAUUGCCUAUCAGCUCACUCCCCACGACCCGCUCGUCGACACUGCCCAAUGCAAACGCGACAUCGCUCGCAUGUCCGAGCUGGGCGCCAAUGCUAUUCGCGUGUACCACGUGGAUGCUUCAGCAGACCACAAGGGCUGCAUGUCGGCCUUUGCGGAUGCAGGGAUCUAUCUGUUUGUCGAUCUGGAUACCUUCAACACGCAGAUUGAGCAGACCGACCCCCACUGGAACCAGACCCAGUUCGACCGCUUCAAGGAGGUGCUUGAUGAGUUCCAAAAAUUCGACAACACGGCCGGGGUUUUUGUCGGGAACGAAGUCUUGACCACGGCGGAUGGCUCGCAGGCCGCGCCCUAUGUCUUGGCUGCCGCUCGCGAUAUCAAGGCCUACCGUGAUGAGAAGGGCUAUCGCCAGAUCCCCGUUGGCUACUCUGCGGCGGACAUUGCUGAUCUGCGGCCCAUGCUGCAGAACUACCUGGCGUGCGCUGGCAACCAUUCGGACCGACUGGACUUUUACUCCUUGAAUGCCUACGAAUGGUGCGGCCAGUCGAGCUAUGAACAGUCAGGCUACAACAUCCUGCAAAAGAAUGCGACAGACUACCCUAUUCCCAUCUUUUUCUCCGAGACCGGCUGCAACACCCCGGCUCCUCGCACGUUCCACGACCAGUCAGCCAUCUUUGGCAAGAAGAUGUCGGGGACGUGGUCUGGGUCCAUCGUCUACGAGUGGAUCGAGGAAACCAAUGACUACGGCUUGAUCAGCUAUGGACCGUCGGUCAAGGCGGCCGCUGCCACCAACUCGAUCAUUGAGGACGGCUUCACGCGAAAGGGCACCCCGACCCCGGUGUCGCCUGACUUUGGCAAUCUCAAGGCUCAGUGGGCUACUCUCCACCCGACGGGCGUUCACCUCUCCGACUACCGCAAGGUGGCCUCGGGUAUCACCAACAUCAAAUGUCCUGCUUCCACCUCGGGCGGCUGGGCCGUGGACCCGAACUCACCACUUCCCACUCUGGGACAAACCUUGAGCAAGGAAGCGGCCACGACGAUGGGAACCUCGUCUACUGACGGCAAGGCGACUGCUGCUGGGUCGGGCGCCAGUGCGACGGCGACUAAGAAGAGCAGUGCCAGUGCAUUAACCAUCACCGGAACCACGGCCACAGAACGCCUGCUGGCAGUUUCUAUGCUGCUGUCUGGAGUAGUGGGAGCAGUCGCCUUUUGGUUGUGA
Penicillium alfredii is the source of this 1347-nucleotide messenger RNA. RefSeq names its product putative 1,3-beta-glucanosyltransferase (gene gel6). Gene Ontology annotation, cellular component: cytoplasm; fungal-type cell wall. Gene Ontology annotation, biological process: fungal-type cell wall (1->3)-beta-D-glucan biosynthetic process. Gene Ontology annotation, molecular function: 1,3-beta-glucanosyltransferase activity. The transcript has 3 exons. NCBI's taxonomy places the organism in Eukaryota, Fungi, Ascomycota, Eurotiomycetes, Eurotiales, Aspergillaceae. The record is from RefSeq and is a predicted model, not a curated record. The coding region runs from base 1 to 1347 and encodes 448 amino acids.